Molecule: messenger RNA, 906 nt
Organism: Hemicordylus capensis (graceful crag lizard)
Lineage: Eukaryota; Metazoa; Chordata; Lepidosauria; Squamata; Cordylidae
Exons: 12
Coding region: 99-743 (214 amino acids)
Source: RefSeq, a predicted model, not a curated record
CCCCUGGGGGUUUAAAUGCUUGUGCUACACCAAAAUUUUUCCUCUUUCUCUCCGCAAAGACCCCCCAAAGAAUCAACAGGAGCCAUCCAUGUAUAUCUAUGGCACAGGAACAGCUUGCUUAUGCAACUAAACAUAGAACUAUGGAUACAUCAGACUAUGAUUCAGCAGAUGACUUUAUACUUACACAGCGGUCUAAUUCACCCAUGUAUGAACCCUUAACUCCCCCUUCCGAAUCAGAAGAACCAGAACCGGGACCGGGACCGGAACCAGAACAAGAACCAGAAGCAGAAGCUCACAGGGCACAGUCCAAAUCAAAUACCUCAGCAGGAAGUGUGAAAAGAAAGCAGCUGUUUGAGGUCAAACAAGUACCAGAGGAUUUGCCUGAGCUCCUUAUCACAGAUGAAGAUCUAACAGCCAACCAAGUACAAGUGGAAUUACCAGAGAUCAUUAUCACAGAUGAUGAGGAUCUUACAGUCAGCCAUGUGCCAAUGGUUUUGCCAGAGAUUGUUAUCACUCAUGAUGAUCUUCCCGGUAAGCCCAAGGUCUCUGCAAAGCAGGGGCAGCCGUCUGCAAAGGGAUGCAAUGUUAACCAGGUAGCUGAGGGUUCUGGUGUUAACAAUAGCGUACAGGAGCUUCCAGGGGAGCCUGGUACCUCUGAAGGAGGGAGAGUGAAAAGAGCUUUGAAAAGAAGACAUCUUGGCCAACCUCAUCAGUCAGAAGGAGUUCCUCCCGUGAAGAAAUAAAAAAAACAGGAACAUGAGGAAUCGGAACUUGCUGGUGAUGCUGUGCAACAGCGGCCUGACCAAGCCCAGGUGCUCAUAUUUGCAAAGGAGCUAAUGGAAGCUGGUGAACGUCUAACUCAGUUGAGCCACAAGAUAACAGAAAAUGAAAAGAGCAUCACAGAGA